AAACGUCAAGCUCAACGCCAGAGGUUUCGCGUCCAAGGGACGAAUCGCUGUUCAAUCACGCGGGUGGUGUAAUAUUUAUUCUUCAUCACCUGCGCUUCAGAUGAAUCCGUCAUGGGCAAUGAGUUUAGCAAGCCCGAACCGCCCUCGGGCAGAAGUCGCUCCCUCUCUCCGCUUCCACGCGACGACGAACUUUCGGAUGCCGAGGACGAUCUCCGACAGUUGCCGUCGACGAUGCCUGCUGCUGUAAUGACAGAAGAUUUGAAACCGGCGCUCUCUCCACCUCCCGAGCCGCCUAAAUCGAACGACAAGUCGCCGCCUUCUCGAGACUCUCGAAAGAGCGUCCUUUCCCCAGAGCCUCAUCUCGCCAGGUCGCGCUCUAGUUCUCCCGACGAGAAACGCAUAAGCGCAACCCAGCCGGUUCGCUCUGCAAUCCGCGAUGGAUCUCCGGCCAAAUUGCUCCAGUCCGCAACGCAGCCCGAGAUAUCUGAGGCACAGGAGUCUCAUUCCUCGAAGCGGCGUUCAAAAGAAGCCAAGGCUAAGCGGAAGCGGGCAGAAGACAGGCAAAGCCUUGCCGACGGAGAGACAAACUUACACGAAAGCACCCCAAAGAAGAAACGUAAACGUCGCUCUGACGCCCGGAGGCAAUCCGCCGGGGUAGAUGAAACGCCUGCCUUGGUUGCAUCUGAACCUACAACUGCUAUAGAAAAAGUAGUAUCCCCUUACGCCCGACCGACGUCCUCAUCAGCCAGUGCAGGGCGGGAUGGAGAUAGUGGAAAGGACAAAGUUCCCAUCACGGGAACGGCUAGCAGAUCGAUGUCCGACUCAGAAGAUGAAGCCCCUCCAAGCGCGCAACCGCCCUCAGAAGACGACUGGACGGGCAGCUCCAAACCCCGGAAAAGGCGGAGACUGUCCUCUGACGGCAACAUGGGCGGUCAUGCAGUGGAGUCAUUCAACGAACGACUGGACCACAUGGGAAGCGGGGCAAGCGCGACAAACGGGACAGCGAAUGGUAUUGAUGUCCCAGCCUCGCCUAGCGCUGGCAUCAAGGCGGAGCGCGAGGAAAGUCCGGAGCCAAAUGGAUCUCGUGGGCACGAGCCCCAUUUACUUUCGCCCGUUGCCACAACUUCGCUUGGGCGUCCCAGGGCACUGCCUACCGGUUCUUCACCGCCGCAGUCCGAUUCCGGUUCCCCUGAAGCCGAUGACAUGGUCAAGUCGGAACCCGGGGUGGAUGCGGACAUGCAAGAUGGCGAGCCGCAGGACCAAGAUGAUAACCGGCGUACAUCUGGCGUCAUCCAAAGUCAGGAGGACGAUGACAACAUGUCAAUUGUGCCUGAAUCGCCCGGUUCGCCUUCUGCAUCUGACUCACCGCCUCACCAAGUCGCCGAAGCGGCUGGGAGCCCUGAUAUGCCAGACAGCAGUAAUGAGCUCAUGAAUGGGGUUGAACAAGAAUCACCGGGAGAGGAAGAUGGCGCUGGAAAGGAGACCUCUGCAGACGACCCAGCGCUAUCCGGUUCCGACGAGGAUGCAGCCACUCCCAAGAACCGCUCGCGCCCCGCGGCAUCGAAAACGGAGACUCGCAGUAGAAAUGGGGAGUUGGAUGCACACACAGAGUCUCAGGAUCAGCAUAUGGAAAAGAACACUGCCAAGGCGGUCACGCCUGGGUCCUCCGCCAAAAGCCCCGGGCAACGACCAAGCACUAAACGAAAAGCAAAACAACCAUUUUUCGAACGCGAGGAGGAGGAGAAUGCAAAUGCAUUCUCUGAGCUACCUCCUGACGAUGCCGUGGUCCAACCCAGCCCGACAGGAUUGAAGCGAGCCCGGAAGUCGGCGACAGCCGCAGCCAAGUCCUCGGAGGCAAGCCAAGGGCCAAAGAAGACGAAGAAGGCAAAGAAGAAGUCUAAGGAUCGUCCAGUCGGCGAUGCUACGGUUGAGGAUCCGGAGGAUGCAGCCGCUCCGGCGAAGUCGCAAUAUCGAUCGGGGCCGCUUUCGAAAACAGAGCAGGCCCAAGUCAUUGCUGCGGUUGAGCGUUUUCGGGAGGCCGAGAAUAUGACAGAGCAAGAGAUCAAUCAGCUCAUCCGCGAAAAUCCGCAGAAGAGUGGUCAGUCGAUUCACCGCCAAUUCUGGACAUCCAUUCAGGAUGCCUGUCCCUCAAGGCCACGACAAAAGUUGAUCAACUGGUGCCGCUUGCAGCAACGUUUUCACGACUUUCCAAAGCGCGGCACCUGGACAAAAGAGGAGGAUGAUGAGCUGGCACGCCUGGUAGAGCUCCACGGCAGGAAAUGGAGUAUGAUUGCUGGCAUGAUCAACCGCCACCACAGGGAUGUCCGCGACAGGUGGAGGAAUUACCUGGUCUGUGGCGAUAAAGUCAAGAAGGACGUAUGGUCCGAUGGUGAAGAGCAGCGCCUCAGGGACCUGGUUGAGGAAUCCGUUGAGAUGAUCCAAAAGGACCUGAGGUCGAGUCAAAAGAGUGGCAAAAAGAGUGCCAAAUCCGCCGAGGAACUCAUCAACUGGCAGCACAUUAGCGAAUCCAUGGGACGUACUAGAUCUCGAUUGCAGUGUCAGGAGAAAUGGAAGCGGAUUCGGGCUGCCGAGCCGCUUCACGCCGAGGUCCCUACGGUGUUACCGUCCGGCAACUCCUGGCGGCUUCAAAAGGCUCGCAUGGAGUUGCGAAGGAUGACUGCGAAAGACAAGCAUACUCUAAUGUGCGCAGUCCGGGACUCGAAAGCACCAAAGGAGACCAAAAUCCCAUGGAAACAUAUCGUCCGUACCGUCUUUGGAGGAAGGUAUGAACGGCAGGCGCUGGUGGUUACGUGGGGCAGGCUGAGACAAGCGGUGCCUGGUUGGGAGCAGAAGACAACCUUCGAGUGCGCCGAGCAUCUAUGCGAGCAGUACGAGAAGGAGGGCAACUUUGGCGUCGAGGCGGAUGGGGACAACCAGGCUUCUGAACGGGUUGACUCCGACCAGGAAUCAGACCAUGCCAAGGAAAACGGAGAGACGAUCAAUGAGACCGCCCCGUCGUCCCCGGCAAACGCCCCAAAAACUCUCCCCGAGGCCCGGAAGAAAUCGCGCAAAAGGCCCAAGAAUAAUGAGAUAAACGGGACCGCCCCAUCGUCUCCGGCAGAUGCUCCGAAAACCUCCCCAGAGUCUCGGCGAAAAUCGCGCGCAAAGCAUAAGGAAAAUGAGUUGCCAUUACCCCCCAUUGCCAGCAUCAGUUCGCUGGAGUCGGGAGGGCCGCGUCCCGGCCUCAAAGUCCUCAAGAAGGCUAGACGAAGCGAUGUCCCACCUUCCCCCGCUGUCUUGGGCAGCCGCGUCGACGACAUUGAGGACAGUGGGCCGGCGUCUGCGGGCUCGCAUGGCUCGCCCAACGAGCAGCAGACGGAUCGUGCUGAGAGGGAUGGCAGCCCUGAGCUCGGCACCCAACUGCCCGACCUGUCGCCGAGCGUUGAAGCACAAGCAGCUCGAAACAGAAUGCGCCAGCACAAAGCCAGGGCUGCGGAAAGGAUGGAGUAUGUUUCGCCGCCGGAGGACCAGGAAACUGACACCAAGACUCCAAAGCGACGGCGCCGUAGCUCUGCGUCUGAUAAGAGUGUCAGGAGCCCGAAGUCCAAGCGGCGGAACGCGGCUGUGGUGGCGGAGCUGGAUAGCAUUGAGGAGCCGGAUACUGAUGCAGACGGGCGAGAGACGACCACGGCCCAAAGGCGGGGUUUGAGUGUCAUUAGUAGCGACAUGGAUGACAUGGAGGAUAUACCAGCGACGUUGCCCACGCCGAGCCAGGGGGUGAAUUAGUGUGUGUUUUGUGAGUUUGGGGUUGGACUUGGAAUGGUAGAUUUACGUCAGUCUUGAGGCUUUGACAAGGGAGGUCAUUCGAUGGCGGAUAUGGGGGUAGUUUAAGGGUCAAUUUAAUGCAUUGCUAGAAAGGUUGCAAAUCGGGUUGCCGGAAUCGAGCUUUUCAGGCUUCAUGUUUGUUUUUGUUGCGUUCUCGGUGAUAACUCUCAAUUUUGCCUGGGCUAGAUUACCGCAAGACAAACAGUAACUGUACAGUACAUAAUACCUGCCUGAGAG
Canariomyces notabilis is the source of this 4062-nucleotide messenger RNA. RefSeq lists its product as uncharacterized. NCBI's taxonomy places the organism in Eukaryota, Fungi, Ascomycota, Sordariomycetes, Sordariales, Chaetomiaceae. The record is from RefSeq and is a predicted model, not a curated record. Bases 112 to 3786 code for a protein of 1224 amino acids. Gene Ontology annotation, molecular function: DNA-binding transcription factor activity; transcription cis-regulatory region binding. Gene Ontology annotation, biological process: regulation of DNA-templated transcription. Gene Ontology annotation, cellular component: nucleus. The transcript has a single exon.